AUGCAUGCUAAGACAGGAGAAGUAGAGGCAUUUCGAUUUAAAGGGAAAACUCAGCUUGGUCCUCAUCAAAGAGUACUUUGGAAUCCACAAUUAGCUCUCUAUUUGGUUGUGACAGGCAAAACCAUUACCGUUAACAGACAAAUAGAUGAUCAACGGGUAGCUACAGUGGUGCUGAAAGACGUUGACCAGGUCUUUGCAUACCAAUGGGAUCAAGAAACCGGCAAACGGUUCGCUGUUUUUUACCGCAAUGGAAUCGUUAAAAUCUACGAUUGUACAACGGCAGGUGGACAAUUGCAAAAAGUGGUGAACAUAACAGAAACACAAAACAAAGCUUUGAGCUCUGCCGUAUGGGCAAGAGUGGCCUGGGAAACGUUUUCUGACACUUACGCGGUGCUCAAUGUCGACGUGGCCGCUUUGAUGCCGGAUAUGGUUCGAAUUGUGAGAGAUUCUAAGCAAGUCAGCAUGGCACCAAUGGGACCUUGGGGCCCGGACUUGAGCGUCCCAGAGGCUUCUGUGAUCCUGGCACACAGCCAAGAAGACCGCUGCUACUUGCUCACAGUGGAUGACUUGGUCACAGUGCGCUUUAGCAGCGAGAUCGACCAAAUGUGCAAGAUUUUGCCGCCCAGGUCCAAACACGGUCCGUUCGUGGGCGUUGCCCGUGACGGAACUCUUGAACACAUACGUCUGCAGCUUACAGAAGUGCCGCUUAUGCGCGAGCUUGUCAAAAACUCUGGUUACGUGCGGUUUUUGUGCGAUUAUCUUGCCGACCACAUCUCAGUGUGCAAAUCAGACCUAAUAGAUCCAUUUGCCCAGUUUUUAGCACGUCUAAAGUCCGCAUACAGCGGCUCGAAUUUGUACACCCAGCUAUGUGAGGUUCUUGUGUCUGGAAGUGUUGAUCCGGCGUUAGAAGACUGGUUGUGCAACAGUGUGGGCGACAAAAAUUAUAAACGCUGGAAACAGCUUUCGACAAGAAUGUACGGGGACCUGAACAACGUGCUGACACUAGCGGUGGUGCCAGCCUGCGAGCGGCUCAUCUUGGCAUGCGAGAGAAUGCAGGGAAUUCACAAGAGUCUCAAACUGCAGAAACUGAAGGAAAUUGGCGAAUUUGACGCUACAAAGUGGCCCAGCCCAGAGGUUGACGUUUUACUUCAAGAGUGCCAGAAGAUGCUGACAGAUACGCUGCGCCUGGUGGCAGAUCUGAAUGCUGAAGCUGCACUACACACGACUUUUCAAGAGUGGUUUUACGACGUAGUGAUGGAAUGUGUGGAUGAAGACUACAAGAGGAAACCAAGCGUCGAAAACCAGAAUGGCAAUAGUGCAGUGCAAUUAGAGCGGUAUCUCAACGUGGGCUGGAAUAGCUCCACCGCUUCUUCCACAGCUCAUGGUUUAGACUUGUUGGCAACGCGCGCACGUGACCAGCUGGUCACGUGCGCAAACGAACUUGAUCGACUUUACACGAAACCGUGGAUUUUAGAGCUAGUCCAAGUGAAUUGCACCGGCGCAGCGGAACCACAUAUGCAGGUAUGGGAUGCUAUUGUGGACGAAACUGAUGAUGAUGCAGACUGCGUUUUCUUGGCGAGUCAGAAGGUUAUGUGUGCGCCAGAUCACGAGAGCAGCAGCACUUCAAUUGUUUCCAUUACCCGAUGUCCUGGUCCCAGUAGCACUACUGCCAAUAAUAUCACAAUGGAAUGGGAUUUGAACUCAGAUCUAAAAACUUCCUCGUCCGAUUCCACUGACUCAAAGAUAUGCGAUGCCAUAUUCAUCACGUCCCACGGAGAGCCCGAUGCAAGAGCUCCAGCUCUGGUCGUUCUCCACGGCAGCAACGAUACCUCUCUCACUACACUGAAAUUACAUCGGUCAUCGCUGGUGCCAACAAGUUUCACGCUGACAGGUUCCACCCAGCAACUGCAGCAAGGAACAAAUUUGUUCGCCGCCGCUCCCGCCACCAAGAUCAACGCCUGUUUCCCGGGUACUCUGCUGUCUGUCCACAACAACUCUGCAAUGGCAGUCUACGAAAUGUCAUAUGACCAGCACAGAUGUGGUGGUCGAGCACCAUGA
Lachancea sp. 'fantastica' is the source of this 2058-nucleotide messenger RNA. NCBI's taxonomy places the organism in Eukaryota, Fungi, Ascomycota, Saccharomycetes, Saccharomycetales, Saccharomycetaceae. The record is from the annotation of a GenBank genome assembly.